AUGAAAUCCCGGGCAGGCGCCACAGCUCUACUGUUGCCCAUCGCCUUCUCCAUCAGCUUGGUCCAAGUAUGCAAUGGCGCUGCAAUUGCUGUUUCAUGUGGUUCCAUCUACAAGAGCUUUGCACAGUGUUUGCUGACGCUCGGGGACAGUUUGGUGGAAACACAAAAAGAUCAGGACACGCAGGACAUCGACACGAUCUGCAGAUCCUGGAAUGACUUCCAUGCUUGCGCCAACACAGCCAUGUCUGGCUGUCCCAGAGAAGCGGCAGCAGUUUGGGAGUCCCUAAGACAAGAGUCCAAGAAGGCCCAGUUCUCUGGAAACCUCUACAACAUGUGCGCCAGCCUCACCACGCUGGCUCCCAGCACCGUGCCUCCCUUACUGACCCCUCCCACCUCGGAACAAACCAACCAGGAAACACUGAAGGGGAGAACGCACCAGUGGAGCCCCUCUCCCGCCGUAAUGAUCCUUCCAACAUGUAGCACUUUGAUAGCGCUGCUCAGGAUCUAG
Molecule: messenger RNA, 507 nt
Organism: Syngnathoides biaculeatus (alligator pipefish)
Lineage: Eukaryota; Metazoa; Chordata; Actinopteri; Syngnathiformes; Syngnathidae
Gene: nrn1lb
Product: neuritin 1-like b
Exons: 3
Coding region: 1-507 (168 amino acids)
Biological process (GO): nervous system development; neuron projection extension
Cellular component (GO): plasma membrane
Source: RefSeq, a predicted model, not a curated record